AUGGAUCAAUAUCAAAAACAAAUUCUUUGCGCUCAACAAGAGAUUACUAAACUGAAAGGGGAUAAGAUAGAUAAACGCAACCUACUUGAGCAAACACUUGAGUACUUUAAUCAACAACAAACGCGUAUAGAUGAUUUAGAGUCUGUAUUGACGUCUGUAAGAGAAUGGAUAGAGGAUCGAUUAGCUGGACUCGAGAAAGUAAUUGAUGAGAAGAAGGCGCAAAUAGAAAGAUUAUUUGAUGACAUGAAGACGACAGCCUAUCAAUUACGAGCCACCUUUCAUCAUGAUGGCAAGAGUGGUACAGGACAUUAUUGGGCUUAUAUUUGGGUAGAGACGUCUUUAUCUGAAGGUAGAUGGUUCAAGUUUUGUGAUGCAAUUGUAACACCUGCUACUGAGCAAGAUAUCUUGAAUGAUCCCAUCCCACCCUUUUCUUUCAUCUAUGUCAGUGAUGCAUUGCCUAAAGUGACUAAAGAGCAACUCUAUGAUUGUAUACCCGAUACUCUAAAGGAAUUUAUUCAAGUGGAUAAUGAAUCAUUUACAAAAGAAAUAUAUGCACAUGAUCAUCCAAUGGAAGAUACAAUGUUAAUUUCAACUACUAAUACUACUACUACGUCAGAUGAUGAUGUUGGAUUUAUAGAAAAGACGUCAUCUGAUUCAGUUCAUUUUAUGGACUCAUCCAUCCUUUUGGAUGAUUCUUCUGUGGGUACAGCAGUGAAUCAAGGACAAACAGAAGAGGCCCAUCACUAUUCAUUUAGUGGAUCUAGACUCAAAAAUCGUGUUAAUUCAAAGAUUGUUGAAGUGUCAAGUUAUUCUUCUGAUGAUGAUCGAUUCCUAAAGAGUUUCGAGAACUUUUUAGCGAGAGCCCAAAAUCAAUUAAGUUUAGAGCAUUUAUAUUUGUUUUAUUCGACUGAAAAGGAAGGGGAUGCUGUAGUGAUUAAUGAAGAGGCAUCAGAGCAAGAUGAAGAAUUAAAAUCGAUUUGGAAAGAAUAUAGAGCUUAUUUGAAAAUUGGAGAAAUGGUAGUCAAGUCACUUUCUUAUUUUGUAAACCAAGACUAUUCUCGUGCUUUACAAGGAUUUUUAGAUAGUAAACGAGCAGAAGCAUCAUGGAAAACACAAAUUAUGUUGGAUACAGAAGUCUGUAAUGAUUAUACAGGCUUAGAUACUUUAUCAUUUUAUCCCAUUAUUUUAAAAUAUGGUAAAAAAUGUCUUGAGAUAUUAAAUGAAAAUGCCUUUAAAAAGGCACUUCAUGCAUCGUACAGAACAAGAGGCUUAGAAGAAGGCAUACGAAUUGCCUAUCAAGCACAUUCAAUCAUUCGACCUGAUAAUAUUACACAAGAUCCGUUCUAUCAAUCCCUGGGUCAAUUAUGGUUAUCUUUUACAGAGCAAUGGAGUGAGUUAACAGAAAGUCAAGGAGAUUUGCUGAAUACAUUGAUUAUGAUUUAUUUGGAAGGACAGAUUAGUGGUAUUCAUACUGGGAGUAGAAGCAGUUCACCUAUACCCAAUCAAGAUAGUGAUGAUGAUGAUGAUAAUGGAUUCAUGUUGUGGCAAAAAUAUAAACAACUUUGUAUAGAGUCUGAUAUGUUACUUGAUAGUCUUUCAAACAAAUAA
Cokeromyces recurvatus is the source of this 1608-nucleotide messenger RNA. RefSeq lists its product as uncharacterized. Gene Ontology annotation, molecular function: cysteine-type deubiquitinase activity. The coding region runs from base 1 to 1608 and encodes 535 amino acids. The record is from RefSeq and is a predicted model, not a curated record. The transcript is spliced from 5 exons. NCBI's taxonomy places the organism in Eukaryota, Fungi, Mucoromycota, Mucoromycetes, Mucorales, Mucoraceae. Gene Ontology annotation, biological process: protein deubiquitination.